AGAUCCCGGAAGUGGUUGCUGUUGCUUUUGCAGGGCAACGCAGGGAGCGUCCCUGGAAGCGGAGCCGUUAGUGCAUGCGUUUAUAGCGGAGCCGCAGGCCUGCUUGUGUCCAGCCCCACCAUGUUGGCUCUUCCUGCUGCUCGAAUGGGAGAUCAGCUCAUCCUGGAGGAAGAUCAUGAUGAAAACUACAUCCCUCAAGAGCACGAAAUUCAGGAAUAUGCCCGAAUGAUAGGAAUUGAUCCAGAUGCUGAGCCUGAGCUGAUGUGGUUGGCUCGGGAAGGAAUUGUUGCACCUUUGCCAACAGAUUGGAAGCCAUGCCAAGAUGUUACCGGCGAUAUCUAUUAUUUUAACUUUGCUACUGGUCAGUCCACGUGGGACCAUCCUAUAGAUGAACAUUACAGAGAAUUGGUUGUACAAGAGCGUGCAAAGCUGCAGACCCAAGGUGGUGUCAAGAAGCGAGAGAAGAAAAAGAAGAAGGAAAAAAAGGUGAAGGACAAGAAGGUGAAGGAAGUUCCCAAACCUACUAUGUCUCUGGGAUCCCCUCUUGGACCAGUGCAGGGACCACUUGGCAGUUUGGCUCCUUUACGUGCAAUGGGUGAGUCUGCUGGAGGCAGUGGUGGAGUGCGGGGGUCUCUGAGCAGCAGCGCGGGAAGCUCUGGAGGAUUCGACGGUCUGCUGGGAGGAACGUCUGGAGUCACUGCUGCACAGCCACAAAAAACCGCCACGUAUAUCAAGAGCUCUGCAAUAAAGAAGCCAGAGGAGAGAGUAAGCCUCAGUUUGCCAGGUCUGGAAGAGGAAGAUGAGGAUGGGGAGCAGGAGAGUGAAGAUCAGAGUCCGAGAGGAUCUGCUCGUCUGCUCAAGAACUUGAAUAUGGAUAUCGGAUCUCUGGGAGUUGGCUUUGAAUAUGAGGAGAGUGAGCGGAGAGAUGAAUCCGUUGCAGCCACUGCGACAGACGAGGGCUCUGAGCCAGAGUUACAGAACCUUGAAAAAUCUGACGAUGAAGAGGAGAACGAAAAAGAGAAGGAAUUAAAGGGGAGUCCUGGCAUGCAUCCUUCUUCCCAUUCCACGGGUCAGUUAUCACCAGACGUCCAAGACACCAGUUUGGAUAAAGCACAGAAUGAACAGCCUGGAGAGUCAGAUAUACAGGUGGUGCACAGUAUGUCUCCAGCUGAAAAGUCUCCUGUAGCCAAAUCCUUUAAGAGUCAUGCUAAGGAAGAAAACUCUGCUGCCUCCUUAGCCGGAGAGCUGGGUUCCAGCAUCGGGGAUCAUAUCCUGGAUCACGACGCCCAGGAUAAGGAAUUAAAGGGGAGUCCGAUUAUGUGUCCCUCUUCUCAUUCCACGGGUCAGUUAUCACCAGAAGUCCAAGAGACCAGUUUGGCCAAAGCACAGAAUGAGCAGCCUGGAGAGUCAGCUAUACAGGUGGUGCACAGUAUGUCUCCCGUACCCAAAUCCUUUAAGAUCGAUGCUAAGGACGAAAACUCUGCUGCCUCCUUAGCUGGAGAGCUGGGUAUCCUGGAUCAUGAUGCCCGAGAUGAAUCUGAACCCAGCGAAGGGGUCAAGGAUCUUCCCAAGUCAAGGCAAAAUGGUCUGGAAACUAUGGACUUUGGACUUGGUGGUCGAUCACUGGAGAAAGUUCUUGACAUCAGUGCACUGUCUCCUGGACCUUUAAGCCCAAAAGAGACGAAAGAAGAAGAAGAAGUGGAUGAGGAUGUUGAAGAAGACAUAAGUGAAGAAGAUCACCUUGAGCCUGUUAAAGAUCUAAUGGAGAUUGCCAAAAAAAAUGUUCCAGAAACCAAGCCUACAAGCUCUACCCCCGAUCCAGCAAUUGCUAAGGAUCAGUCCAGAUUGUUAUCAGAAUCACAUAAGUAUGGCUACCAGUCCUUUCAAAGUGCAGCCAAAGAGUCCAGACUGCAAGCAGAACCUUUGAAACCCACUGCAGAACCAGUGAAAGUUGUGGUAGAGACGUCUAAAGGUUCCCGUGGUACUUCUGAAUUAGUUGUGGAGCAGGAGAAGAUGGCAGUAGAGGAAGAACACAGGCAAAAGCUGCAGGAACUGAGAGACGGGCUGAGAAAAGAGGAAGAGGAGGAGAGACGUAGACUAUAUCAGCAACAGGAGAGCAACCUCAGGGCGUUAGAAGACAGGUUAGAAGAAGAGACAAGGAAGGAAGAGGAAAAACUGCGGGAGAUCCAGAAAAAGAAAUUGUUGAAGUUGGAAAGUGAGCUCAACCUGGAGAGGGAGGAAGAAGAAGAGCACAUGAAGAUCCGGGAAGAGGAGCUCCGAGAAGAGCGUGAGCGGACAUUACAGCAAAUGGAAGAGUCUCAGGAGGAGACGCUGCUGCAGCAUAAAAAUCAUCUCCUUGAAAAAAUCAAAAAAGAGACCGAAAAUGUACUUGAACAAGAAAGGAAGAUGCUGCUCCGUGAAAGAGAAGCUGCGCUGGAAGAGCUGAGGGAGAAGCUUGGACAAGAGACCACGCAGGUUCUUAAGUCUUUGGAGAAAAAGCAUUUGGAGGAUCUGGAGCAGCUAAGAGCAGAAGCUCUGGAGAAACAUCACAAGGAAAUAUCUGACCUGCAGAAAAUGAAGCAGAAGGAGGAUUCUGCAUCACCGGGUGAAUUGCACCUUGCUAACAAGAAAAUGACCCAAAUGUUGGACUUCGAAACACAGAUGAUGGACCUUUUACAAGAAAAACGUGAUGCUCUGCAGAGAGACCAUGAAAGAAAGGUGGAGCGUAUGAAGGAGGAACAUGAACAGGCACUGGAGAAGAUGCAGAAUCAGCUGCAGGAGGAGGAGCAGAACCAGAGGUCACAAAUGCUGGAAAAAUUAAAAAAGGAGCUGGGGAGGAUAACGCGGCGGCAUGAAGAGGAGCUGGAAAUCCAGCGGCAGGAACAGGAGCGGCGUCUAGAAGAACGGCAGCGCAGUUACCAGGAGCAGGAGAACAAGUUACAGGAUUUAGAACAAAACCUAGAAAUCCGAAGAAAACAGCUAAUAAUGAAGACGAGUCAGCUGGACAGCCAGGAAGAUGCUUUGGCACAGAAGAGAGAGCAACUGGAAGUUCGAGAAAAGGAGCUGGAGAGAAAAGCAGAGAGCGUCAAGGCUCAAGAAACUGCAGUGAAGGAGCAAAGACAGCUUAGUGAACUAAUACAACUAAAACACAGGGAACUCGAGGAGGCACAAGACCAGAAGUCCGAGUUGGAGGCCCAAAUAGAACUUCUCAAGAGCCGUCAUAGGCGACUCCAGAAUAUGGCGAACGACUUGGAGGAAGAAGUAAAUAAGAAACAAGAGGACCUAAAGGGGUUAAAGAAAGAGGGAACAGUUAACCCAGCGGAGACAGAACUUUGCCUAGAAGAUCUGGCAAAGUCAAGCAACCUCAUCCAUAGCAUCACCUCUUCUUACCGUACAGAACUUCCUAAAGCAUCGUCAACCCCGGUACACAUCCCUGGACUGGACUCCAGCAUUGAUGAUAUGCGUUCUUACAUAUCAUCACAAGGAUCUUCCAUUCAAAGGGCCAAAGAUUUUUUACGCCUUCAGACCCGUUCUAUGUGCCGACGGCAGACUUUGCUGAAAGCAGCCAAACAAGAGUGGCGUCACAACAUGCAGGAGUCUCAGGAAGCACAGGAGUCCCAAAAACUAGAAGGAAUACGGAAGAAUCUAGAGGAGGAAUCUCGCAACCUGAAAGACAUUCGCAGCACAAUGGAGAAGGGACAUGUCUUGCUGCAGGAGAAGGAGCAACGUCUGCAGGAGCUGGAGGAUUCGCUCCUUGAGGAGGUGUCAGAAGAUGAUACUCUGAAAGGCAGAAGGAUCAAAAAAAUAGUGACGUUUAAUUUGAGCGACUCAGAUGACACCAGUAGCGGGAGCAGUAUGGACGCACACAGAGCAGGCGACGUUCCGGGGUCCCAGAUCAGCCUCCCACUGAAAGUCCAGCAUCUCUCCCAGUCCCUGCGUCACGUCACGGCUGAGCUGAACAGUGUUUUAUCAUCCCUGUCCUAUGACCCGCAGUCCAUACUCUAUGCACACAGCCAGCCUCCAUCCAUGGCCGGCAUCCCUGUUUCUGCGUACGCAUCAUUGUCCAGAAUCGGUCCUCAGAUUGGCAGCCAUUCGCUAUCCCAGUGGGCUUGGAGAACUGGUGCCCACUCAAAUGCUGCUUCAGCCUCUGCUGCCCAGACAGUGGAUGCCAUUGUGGCAGAGAAAUGGAGAAAGUAUUUCCCAGGAGGGACGCCGCUACUUGUUGAGCAACCGCUACACACAGAUAAUAAAUUAGGAUAUGUUACUGCUGAGGAACAGCUCAGGAACAUGCAGAGCACAACGUUACGAGCCCAGCACGCAGAUAAGCAGACCUUGCAGGCCAUGAUCGACACCAACAAGAAAUGGCUGGAGAAUUACAAGAACGACCCCAAGGUUCUUCUCCCGUCACGUAUGAACCGGUCUCCAACGGGAAAAGGACUUUUGCAGCUGGGCCUGGACGAAAAUGACAAAAUCAAAGUCUAUCAUUACUAGCAGUCGAGCAGCGGAGUGCGCCUCGGCAGACGGAUGGGACGGACUCUGCAUUACAGAUAAAUUGGUCUGAUAUCUCAUUCACUGUACGUAAUUCUGUAAUGUACAGACUUAGGAAAAUUCUAACGUUUCAGAACUGGGAACUUUUUCGUAACACUGCAGGUCUCAGAUAUUAAAGCGAAACUCUGCCUUCUUGUAUCGGGGAAUUGCUAUCCAUGCGUAACAUAUUUAAGAAAAAAAAGGUCUCAAAGAUGGAGUUUUAUGAAAUGUCCAAAGGAUUCUGCAUACCAAAAAGGACACUAAGCCUGAAGUCUGUCCUAAGUAUUGUCGCAGUGCAGAUGAAUGCAGCAUUGCCAACUAGCGGUUACUUCAGGCUGGAGAGAAGACGCAUAUUAUAAUGGGAUUGCGCUAGACAAGGAGUUUUCGAAAAAUGCCUGCUGCAUGGUCACUUCUGUAUCUCUUACAUCUCCAGUUCUGAGAACUUCAGAAAAAUUGACAUAUAUAUGAAUGAUAUCAAUAGCAUUUUCCAUAUGCUGCCCUUUUAUAUGUUGCAGACAUUAGGGUUAGUGUGCCUUUAAAUAAGGUUAGGGAAUUGCAUAAAUAGCAACUGCCUACAUUUAUGUUACUAUGGGAGACACCUCCUUUAACCUCUGGAGAGUCCUUUGAGGGGAUGGCCUCUCCUUUUAUGCUGAUGACCUAUCCACGGAAUACGCCAUCGAUAUCUGGAUGGUCCAGCACACUGCAGCCCUGCCGACCAUCUGUUUGGCAGUAGCACUGGCACCAGGAGUACACCGCUCCAUCCAUUGCACAGUGGAUGGAAAUGUGUAGUUCCGGUGCUAGAGCUGUUCCCAAGCAGAUUAUUGACGGGGGCGGGGUGUCGGACUCCCACCAAUCAGAUAUUGAUGUCCUGUCCUGAGCAUAGGCCAUUAAAUGAAAGGGUUAGAACAACCCUCUAAUACAACCCUCAUAGGUGGUAAUUCCAGUAUAUUCUGAAAGACAGCUGUAAAGUGAGUUUCCACCUUCUUGGGUUCAAAAUUCUUUGCAGGGGUAAAACGCUGUAUUUUGUCUGUUUAUGUAGGAUAAAGAAGCUCCAAAUCCCCUAAAUAGACAUACAAACCUAACAUUCUGACUACCGGCAGUCACCACUAGAGGGAGCACAUACAGGUGCAGAUUUACGAGUCCUGUCUAAUAUUUAGACAGCAUAAGCGUAGAUCAGACAGUCUAAAGAUGCACCAAAUUUAUCGCAGUGCCUCUUUCUGUAUGGUAAAUGUAUGCAUCUUGCUAGACACUUUUGUCUAACUACUGGUUGGCUUACACUGGCCAAGGAUUGGGCCGGUCAUCGGGAACGAAUGUUUGUAUCCAGGCUGCUCCCCAAUAAUUGGCUUUUAUGAAAGUAACAUAACGCCCAUGUGGACAGAACAAAAAAAUGUUCAGGGGUCACUUUAAGGGUGAAGUUUUACAGAUCUUAAAGAUUAUGUGCACUAAAUAUCCAUAGUGGUAAUAGGAUGGUCCGAAUCCAUAGCCCCGUGGUUACAUUGACAAGUAUGUCCUAUUCCUAAGCUUCUUCUGCAGGGAGAAUCAUUUCUAUAAAUUGUGUAGAUAUUUUUUAUACUGGAUCAGAGAUCACUAUUCGCUUGUGCACUUUGUACAGAGACGCGCUAUGGGCAGUGUCAUACACGCAUUGCCCAUUACAUCGUGUCACCUGUAGGACACCUAUAGAGUAUAUUCUAGUGCCUGUUGAUUUUACACUUUGCCUUAUUGUGUAUCUGAGUUUACAAAAUGUUAGAAGCUUCCUAUGGAAUAAAAGGAAACGGUGCUGACAGUUUGGACCCCCAACCAUUCAGAUCCUGAUUGUGAAGACCCAGCGGUGCACACGUGGGUGUUCUGGAGACCUGGGAGUGGAAGCAUUCAUUGUGGACUUACACAACUACUUUUCAUCAUGUUCCAAAUCUUACAAACGAACAACGCAAUUUGCACAAAAAGGGAUUUUUCCAGGUUUUUAAAGUGAUGGCAUCUCAGGACUAUUGUAAGGAUAGGACGUCUUUCAAGUAGGCAAUAUCUGAAGGAGGACGUCGGCUCUCCGGACAUGACUGUUUUAGUAAAUAUCCUCCAUGUAAUAUAGCAUUUCAUAGGUCUUAAAGGGCAUCUGUCAGCAGAUUUGUACCUAUUAUACUGGUUGACCUGUUGCCUUCAGCUGCCAAGCGCACAUGUAUCUGUGUUGGUCCAAUGUUCAUAUGUGCCCGCAUUCCUGAGAAAUACGAUGUUUUGAUAUAUGAAAAUGAGCCUCUAGGAGCAAUGGGGGUGUUACCGUUACACCUAGAGACUAUGCUCUCUCUGCAAUGGCUGCGCCCUCUCCACUUUA
Bufo gargarizans (Asiatic toad) is the source of this 6850-nucleotide messenger RNA. It is a transcript of the gene CEP164, whose product is annotated as centrosomal protein 164. The transcript has 32 exons. The record is from RefSeq and is a predicted model, not a curated record. NCBI's taxonomy places the organism in Eukaryota, Metazoa, Chordata, Amphibia, Anura, Bufonidae. Gene Ontology annotation, molecular function: protein binding. Bases 121 to 4491 code for a protein of 1456 amino acids.